AUAAAAGAGCUCUACCGGGAAAGGUUAAUAACCUUAGUUUAGGAAAUAAAAACAUUGAGUUCAAAGUGUCAACAAAGUUAACAAAGUUGUAACAGUAAUAAAGCCUGUAGCCCUACUCCUAGAUUUAUUCAUUGGACAAAAUGGCAAGCGUCACUAAAAUAACGAAAGAGGAUUUUGGUCAAACUCAAGAUGGAAAAAAAGUUACAAGAUAUACACUGACUAACAGCUCUGGAGCAAAUGUUAAGAUUUUAGAUCUUGGAGGAAUAGUCAAUGAAAUCAAUGUUCCUGACAAAGAUGGCAAACUAGGGGAUGUCACUCUAGGUUUUGACCAAGUUAAAGAUUAUGAAGAAAAGCCAGGAUACAUAGGUGCAUUGAUUGGCCGUGUAGCCAACAGAAUAGCUGGAGGUCAGUUUACAUUAGAUGGGCAAACUUACAAUCUGUUUAUAAAUAAUGGAAAAAACUCACUUCAUGGUGGCAAGAUUGGUUUUAAUAAGAAAAUUUGGGAUGUUAUCGAACAAAAUGGAAGUCUAGUGUUGCGGUAUGUAAGCCCUGACGGGGAGGAGAACUACCCAGGGGAGUUAAGUGUCACUGUGACCUACAGUUUCAGCGAGGACAACAAACUGACUAUUGAGUACAGCGCCUCUACAGACAAGGCCACGCCAGUCAACUUGACCAACCAUGCUUACUUUAAUCUUGCUGGACAUGGCACUGGCCAUAUUAAAGAUCAUGUGGUUACUUUACAUGCUAAACAUUAUCUGCCCUUGGAUGAAAACAUGAUUCCUACUGGAGAAAUCAGACCUGUCGCAGGUACAGAAUAUGACCUGACCUCUCCGGUGCGUCUUGGUGACCGUCUGGACAAAGUACCUAGUGGAAUGGGAUUUGAUAACAAUUUCUGUUUGGACAAUAAUGAGAAGCUUGACAUAGUCACAAGAGUUGACCAUCCCCCUUCUGGGCGCUACUUGGAAGUGUGCACUGACGAGCCGGGGAUGCAGUUCUACACUGCCUAUUGGCUGGCAGACAUGACUGGUAAAGGUGGAGCUGGCUACGGUAGAUUCUGUGCAUUCUGUCUUGAGGCACAGCAUUAUCCUGACAGUGUCAACAAGCCUGAGUUUCCUAGUACUAUCCUGAGACCAGGACAACUUUACACCCAGACGACAUCUUACAAGUUUGGACUUCUGUAGACUUGAUCUUUCUGUUUACCAAAACAUGCCAGAUGGAUAGCUAACAGAAAACCUUUGAUUUGAUUUUUUGUGUUUAUUUUAUAACCAGACGUUUUCUUAUGUCUUGUGGGAAUAUAUUUCUAUGGACCAGCAUACCAUUUCUUUUUCUUGACAAUUUGAUCUAAAUGGUUGUGAUCACAUGCUCUGAAUUCCUAUUAUAUUGUUUUCAAACGCAAGGUAAAACAUUUUCAAGUUUGUGUAUUGGGGAGUAGAAAAUAUGUGCCUGAUGCAGGUUAAUGACUUAAUGUUUGGGAGUAUGGGAUAUGUGACUUAUGCAUGUUAAAACAAUCUGUGCGAAAAUGUAGAUUUGUUAGUAUGAAUAUUGAGAGUUCAGAUCUGUGUUGUGUAUCUUUUUGUCUACAGUUCAGAUCUGUGUACUGCAUCCUUAUGUUGAGCUAGUUAUUAGACUUUUAGUGCUUGAAAAUUAUUGACACAAAAGUUGUGUCAGUCCAAGUAACUUUGUUGACAGCAAACGUUGUCCAAUUAAGUCUUACAUGUGCUGCCUAUUGUAUUGCUGAAUAUUUAGUGAGUUGCUGAGCCCUAACAAUAACCAGAUUAUGUUCUUCUUACUAUGCCAGGUUUUUUUGUAUUUAUUGAAUUCCAGUUUUUCUACUUGAAUGUUGAAUAGAAAAAAAAAGUACCAUGGUAGUAUAGAACUUAUGCUUCAACCUGUUGCUGUUGGUAUGGUCUAUGUGGGAAGCUUAUAAGGGGCAUGACAUGGCCACUAUUGUGCCGAAAAUUCAAAAUAUCAAAUCGGAAGCCUACAGUUUUAUGCGGCAUUGAUUUUAUAUUGAAAGAUUUGGUCUGUGCUAUGUCAGGGCCGACCUUUGAUAAUUUGGAGGCCCUAGGCAAAGUGAAUUUGGUGGCCCCAAAUGAAAUAGAAAAAUAAAAAAUAACAGUGAAAAAAAUAAAAUUAUGCAUUCUAUUAAAAACUGAGUGUACACCAACAAUAACAUUGAGAAAUUGUUAAUAGUCCUGUGCAAGGCCCCCAGCAAUUGGAGGCCCUAAGCGGCUGCUUAGUUUGCCUAUGCCUAAGGCUGGCCCUGGCUAUGCUUAUAUUUCCCCAGAUGUCAUAAAUAACUCAAAGAAGCUCCACAUAUAAAAAUCACUACACAAAAACACUUUUGAUUCACAUGCCCAUGUCUUCACUCAACUGGCUGAUAUCAAAAUAGUAUUAUUUGUAUUCUUUGUCUUGCACUUGCCUGUUUGUUGAUGUAAUCAUGUCAAAAGACUUUGUAAUAAGAUGCACAAUGGAUAGAUAAUGAAGUGAACAUUAUAGGUAUUGUAUAUAGUUAUUGAAGUUUGGAUAAUUAUAGCUCCCGAUGGUCACAUAUGCUAUGACCGGUUUAUAAAAUUACUUCAGUCCUUUGGAGAGUAUUAUGCGCUGGUAUUUAAAGGCUUUGUUACUUAAGUUUAUUAUGUAAUGACCUUAUUAUUAUUUUUUUUUUUGGUUUGGAGGGGGGGGGGGUUUACGAGUCCAUUCCAUUUCAAAUGGAUUAGUGUACAUUUAUUGUUUUGGUGGUGGUGGUCAAGUGGUGAAGAGUUUGGGCUUGGAAACUCUACCAUCCAACUCUAACGGGUGUCUGACUUACGUCGGGGAAGUAAAGGUGGUUGGCCAUUGUGCUGGCCACAUGACACCCUCAUGAAACUGUCGGCCAUAGAAACAGAUGAGCUUUACAUCAUUUGCUCCCAAGGUCUGGGCGUGUUGAGGUGCUCGAGAUCUAGCUGUGGGCAGAUCUAGCUGUGGGCAGAUCUAGCUGUGGGCAGAUUUAGCUGUGGGCAGAUCUAGCUGUGGGCAGAUCUAGCUGUGGGCAGAUCUAGCUGUGGGCAGAUCUAGCUGUGGGCAGAUUUAGCUGUGGGCAGAUCUAGCUGUGGGCAGAUCUAGCUGUGGGCAGAUUUAGCUGUGGGCAGAUCUAGCUGUGGGCAGAUCUAGCUGUGGGCAGAUCUAGCUGUGGGCAGAUUUAGCUGUGGGCAGAUCUAGCUGUGGGCAGAUUUAGCUGUGGGCAGAUCUAGCUGUGGGCAGAUCUAGCUGUGGGCAGCUAAUUUCUACUUUAUUUCUGUUGACGUUGAUGGCAGACUUGACUUUUGAUAUUCAACACUCUAUGCAAUAAAUGUUUACAGUUGGUUUUAUGA
Molecule: messenger RNA, 3353 nt
Organism: Biomphalaria glabrata
Lineage: Eukaryota; Metazoa; Mollusca; Gastropoda; Planorbidae
Product: galactose mutarotase-like
Exons: 8
Coding region: 141-1181 (346 amino acids)
Biological process (GO): glucose metabolic process; beta-D-galactose catabolic process via UDP-galactose, Leloir pathway
Molecular function (GO): aldose 1-epimerase activity; carbohydrate binding
Source: RefSeq, a predicted model, not a curated record